Messenger RNA from Pelobates fuscus (common spadefoot toad), 1130 nucleotides. RefSeq names its product cyclin H (gene CCNH). Bases 48 to 1019 code for a protein of 323 amino acids. Gene Ontology annotation, biological process: regulation of cyclin-dependent protein serine/threonine kinase activity; DNA-templated transcription; regulation of transcription by RNA polymerase II. NCBI's taxonomy places the organism in Eukaryota, Metazoa, Chordata, Amphibia, Anura, Pelobatidae. Gene Ontology annotation, cellular component: nucleus; transcription factor TFIIK complex. The transcript is spliced from 9 exons. The record is from RefSeq and is a predicted model, not a curated record. Gene Ontology annotation, molecular function: cyclin-dependent protein serine/threonine kinase regulator activity.
GUGACGUGACGUGAUACCUGCGCGCCGCUGUUGACAUCAGGCAGACCAUGUAUCACAUCAGCACCCAGAAGAAGCACUGGACGUUCUCCAGCGACAGCGAGCCGGUCCGGCUGAGGGCUCAGGCCAACGGCAGGUGGCGAGCGAAGAUCCGAGCCACGGGGAAGGCACAAUUAUCUGAGAUAUUCAGUUUGGAACCUCAUGAAGAAUUAAUUAUCUGCAAAUACUAUGAAAAGAGACUGCUUGACUUCUGUAAUGCCUUCAAACCUGCAAUGCCAAAAUCUGUUCUGGGAACAGCAUGUAUGUACUUCAAACGCUUCUAUCUCAAUAAUUCGGUCAUGGAGCAUCACCCACGCAUAAUAAUGCUGACCUGUAUGUUCUUGGCUUGCAAAGUGGACGAAUUCAAUGUAUCCAGCGCUCAGUUUGUUGCCAACUUAGGGGAGAGUCCAGUGGGACAGGAGAAGAUUCUUGAACAGAUUCUGGAAUAUGAACUCCUCCUGAUACAACAGCUGAAUUUCCACCUCAUAGUGCACAACCCAUAUAGACCCUUCGAAGGAUUUUUAAUUGAUCUAAAGACACGUUAUCCUGUGUUGGAGAAUCCAGAGGUGCUGAGAAAAACAGCUGAUGACUUUUUGCACAGAGUUGCACUGACCGAUGCAUGUUUACUGUUCCCACCGUCAUUAAUAGCCCUCACAGCAAUCUUAUCUAGUGCCUCAAGAGCAGGACUUAAUGUUGAAAGUUAUUUAACAGAAUGUCUUUCCCUAAAGGACGAUCGACAAACCAUGGCCAAUCUACUAGAUGAAAUGAGAAGAUUAAAAUUGUUGGUAUCAAAAUAUGAAUAUGCCCGACCGGAAGAUGUUGUUGCCUUAAAGAAGAAAUUGGAGAAAUGUCAUAGUAAUGAAGUAGCUUUGAAUGUGAAUGUAAGGAAGAGAAAAGGCUAUGAAGAGGAUAACUAUAUAUCAAAGAGGUCCAAGACCGAAGAGGAAGAAUGGAGUGAUGAUGACCUGGUGGAUUGUCUAUGAGCCAUGGAAGCCUUGGAAUUGUAGGCACAACACUUGUGUAUGUGUUCUCAAUCCGAGGGCUUUAACAUUCUAUGUGCAUACAUUUAAGCCAGAUAUUUAUAUUGUUACAAU